AGAAGGGCCCCUUGUGCCUGUGUUGUGGCGUUGCCAUGGGUUGCUGGGCAAGCACUCCUCCCUUCCUGGCUCCCUCCCGCCCUCCGGGCUCUGACUUAACCCGGGAGUGUCCUCCUGUGAGCACGUGCUGAGCGCCGGGCGGCUGAGUCACCCCGGGAGAGGGGACAAUGGGGCUCCGCGCGCAGGAGCCUCCUACUGGGACAGGCACUACGGGGCGCAGAUGUGGAGAGGGAUGCUGGUCAGAAAGGGGUCCCCGCCCCAGGCUCUUUGGCCGCUGCCCUGUUCUCUUCUUGUGAAGCAUGGCUCUUCCCUUGUGAGUCUCUGAGGCCGGGGAUGUGGGGAGACCUUGAGGCCACUGCGGGGGCGGCUGCUCGGGAGUCAGGCUCCGGGCCCACAGGAAGGAGUGCAUCAUGACUCCAUCGCCUCUCCUUCAGUCUAAACAAGGACAACUAUUUCCGCUCCCCGCGCAGAGCUGGGGUGGGGCUUGGCUGACUUCCUCAACUCAGGGCUGCCUGAGCACAUGGGAGGGGGGCUCACCACCGGGCAUCCAGCCUUCCGACCCUGCUGGCCCUGCUGGCCGAAUCCAGUCCUCAGGGGCUUGUCCCCGGCUGGCCACACCCCUUGGGCUGCAUUUCAGGGAUGCCAGAGGCCAUGACUCCUCUGUCAGAUCUGACACCUCCUCCCCUGACCCGCUCUGGGAGAGCCAGGACUGCCCGCUCCCACCUAAACCCAAUCUGGGCCCUGAGAACCGCGCUUCCCUUCCUGGCCUGUGUUAUGAAGUUGCCAUGGGUUGCUGGGCGAGCACUCCCUUCCUGGUUCCCUCCCUUGUGGAGGGGGGUUUCCCAGACCUGGCUAACCUGAUCCGAACUCUGUGCCUGUGGGGGAGGGGCAGGGAGGGUGCUGGUACCCUCCGAUUCCGCUGAGGGCCCCUCAGAAGGCUGAAGUUUCCCCGAGGCCUGUGGGAGCUGGGCGGGGCCUCCUUAGGCCAGGCUCCAGUUUCCUUGGAAACCCACAGGCUUCCCACCCUAGUCUGCCUGGGCAGGCUCCCAGCCGGGGCCUCAUUUGCAGCUCGCUUCUCCUCCCCCAUUUAGUCUGCUCCAGCUUGGCCUCCAGCUUGGCCCCUCCCUGAGGAGCCUCUGGCCUCCUCCACCAGCCUCCGAUGCCUUCUUCCGACACCUGGGCCUCUCCUGCCCCAUCCCUAGCAGCUUCUCAGCAAACAGGCCUCCCACACUCCUGCCCCUCUCUCUCCGGCCUUUCUAGCCUCUUUACGAACUGUGAGGCCUGGCCAGGCCACCCACUGCCUCCCACAUACAGACCUACAACAGGCCUGCUAGGCGAUUUCCCUCGCUCCCCUGCCCCGGCCCAUCCAUGGAGCCCCCGGGACCGGUGCACGGGGAAGCUGAGCCCUUUUCCAAAGCUCUCCGCAGCCUCGUCAACAACCGCCUGUACAGUGAUGUUCGCUUUGUGGUCGGUCAAGAGCGGCAGGAGGUGUUUGCCCACCGGUGCUUGCUGGCCUGUAGAUGCAACUUUUUCCAGCGACUUCUGGGCCCAGAGCCGGGCCCUGGGGUGCCCGGCCCAGUGGUGCUGAGCACCGUGCCCGCGGAGGCCUUCCUGGCAGUGCUGGAGUUCUUGUACACCAACAGCGUCAAGCUGCACCGCCAUUCUGUGCUGGAGGUGCUGACCGCCGCUGUGGAGUAUGGGCUGGAGGACUUGAGAGAGCUCUGUCUGGAGUUUGCAGUGAAGGUGCUGGAUGUGGAGCUGGUGUGUGAGGCCCUGCAGGUGGCUGUCACCUUUGGCCUGGGACCACUGCAGGAGCGGUGCAUAGCCUUCAUAGAGGCCCACAGCCAGGAAGCGCUUCGGACCCGUGGCUUCCUGGAGCUGUCGGCGCCCGCGUUGCUGCUCCUGCUGCGCAGUGACAAGCUCUGCGUGGACGAGGCUGAUCUGGUCCUGGCGGCCCGGAGCUGGGCGCGCGUGGGAGCGGUGGAGCAGAUCGUGGAGGCGUGGAAAUGCCACGCUCUGCGAAGAGGAGAUGCGGCCCGGGGUGCCACGUGCCGCCGCCGGAGGGGCACCCUGCCCCGGGAGCAUCACCGCUUUCUGGACCUGCCCUUCAAGUGACUAAAGGCCAGGUCUCGCGAGGAAGGCUGGGCCUCUCCUGAACUACAACUCCCGACAUGCUCGGUCCUCUGAGCGGGCUUCCGCUCCCAGCAUGCUCGGCGGGUGGGGCGCGGGAAGCACCGGGUGGGCGGGGCGCAGAGCUCUGUGGGCGGGGCCGAGGAGGGCGGGAAGGGCGCGGGCGUGAGCUGGGCCCGCCCUCCUGGCCACGCGAAAAACCGAAAUCGUUUUCCCGGGCACCUUAUCCUAACUGGGCCCCGGGCCUCGGGCGCCUUACCCUAACUCUGCCCCGGGCCCCGGGCCCCGGGCCCCGGGCACUCUCACCCGCCCCAUUUGCGCUUGUGCUUCUCUGCUCAGCCCCUUCGAUAUUUCCACACCUGCCUCCUGGAGGUCGCUUUGUAAAUGGCUCACGGACACCAGACACCGUUCAAAACUGAGCUUCCUCCUCUUUCCCUAGUUCUGACCGUGGUUUCUCACCGCCGUGAGUGCCAAGCCCGAAGCCGGGGUCCCCCGGCCUCACUCCUCUUCCCGGCUGCUUCCGCUGCCUUCUAAGGGACAAGGGCAGGGAGUAUGCCAAGCCCAAUAUGCCUUUUGGACAUAAGGGUUAUUUUAAGCUGGAUAUUUUGAGAAACAGGAGAAGUUCUGAGAACAGUACAAGUUACCCUUUUGUAAGGGAAAUUUAUAUUUAUAAAGGAAGUCUCCAUU
Messenger RNA from Pipistrellus kuhlii (Kuhl's pipistrelle), 2817 nucleotides. It is a transcript of the gene BTBD19, whose product is annotated as BTB domain containing 19. The record is from RefSeq and is a predicted model, not a curated record. NCBI's taxonomy places the organism in Eukaryota, Metazoa, Chordata, Mammalia, Chiroptera, Vespertilionidae. The coding region runs from base 1369 to 2115 and encodes 248 amino acids. Gene Ontology annotation, molecular function: protein binding. The transcript has 7 exons.